UUUUUGGGUGAACUAUCACUUUAAGGUUUGACAAUAAAUGUGUCAUGUUGAAAUAUUGUUAAUAUUGUAACUCUCGUAUAUUUUAAUGCAUAAGACUGUAAAAAUGUCAGUGUCAGUACUGUUAAAAAAUAAUCUGCGGUGUGAAAAUGAAUUGAAUUUAUUCAUAAACAUUUAGAGCAGCUAUAAUAUCUUUUAUUUUGCAUAAUGGUAAAUUGAUUAGCUAUCAUCAGACAGAAGGUGAAAGGUCACUCAUGUUCAGUAGGUCGUGUAAAAUAUAAUGGCAGGUAGUACCUAGUUAAAGGGAUACUUCACCCAAAAAUGAUGUUGCCCCAAGGACAUCAAGCACUUGGCAAAAUCAGGAGAGCCUAGGAAAAAAUACAUUGGUAGUCAAAGGUACUCCAGAACUGUUUGCUGUCCUACAUUCUUCAAAAUGUCUUUUUUUGUGUUCAACAGAACAAAAAAAUUAUAAAGUAAUUUUUCAUUCUAUGGGAGUCAAUGGGGGGGAUCUGUUUGGUUAUAAGCAUUCCUCCAAAUAUCUUUCUCUGUGUUCAUCAGAACAAAUAAAAUUGUACAGAUUUGGAACAACUCGAAGGUGAGUAAAUGACAGAAUUUUCAUUUUUGGGUGAAGUGUCCCUUUAAGAUGAGCUUAUAAAAUAUGCAAGACGGCUUCUCUGAGCAAGACAGCACUGGUGCACAUGGAAAUAAAACAAAUAGCUUUUACGUUUAAAAGUUUAUUACACCGCUAAGCAAUGCUGCCCCAUCCAUUAUCUGCUCAUAUUUUACUUAAUCUUUAUUCCAUUUACUUUGUUGUCAUGAUUAAUGGUUUUAUGAAGAGCAUUAUAAUUAAUUGUUAUUGUCCCCGUUGACCGUAUCAAAGCUAAGAACACAAAAUUGGCCACCACACCAACUGACCCUGUCACAAAUACACAACUCAACAUCGCCUCUGGUGGCGACAAAGUUGUAUCCUCACGAUAAAGUAUAUUAUCGACACAACAAAAGCCAAUCGCAACAAUGUUUCCAGGGGUUUUCUUUGAAUGGCAAGACCCUGAUCCAUUAAAAAACACCGUACGUUAAAUGAACCAAUGGCAAGUGUCGGUGGUUGUAAGUGGGCGGGUUCAAAUCUUAUCAGUAGGAGAGGGCCAUGUACUAGUUGCAAAGCGGAAAGAAAAUGGCGGCCGUGGCUGCGGAGCCAGGAGCUGCUGCUGCGGCAUCAACAACAGCGGGGGACGGGGUGGAGUACGACCCCGAGCCAGGAGAGCAUGUGGACGACCUACAGGUCCGUUCAGCGCCCGACUUCGUCCCAGAAACGGAGCUGUGUUACCAACCGGAGGAUGUGGAUGCAGUUCAGGAAUGCAGCCAUGUCCAAAUGGAAAUCAGAAGGCCGGACCUUCAAGCCGCGGGAAAAGCCCUCGCUGUCCAUGCGGACGGUGAGCAAACCGACACGGCGGAUUCCUGGGGGCGCUUGGACGCAAACGAGCAGCCCGUGCUUAUGGACUACAGGUACACGGGCGUUUCUGAGUACGGGGAACGUUUAAAGGAUUCGUACUCGCCAAAGGUGGAGGCUGCGAGCGAGGUCUAUCCUCUCGAAUCCAGCCCCUGCCUUCUCCCGAACCCCAUCCCCGACUCCCAGCCCUCCGUGGUCUUCUUGCAUUCUCUCCCCGCUCAUCCUUCGGAACCCGAAACCGGACUGUCUCUCGCCAAGCCAGCCGAACCGACUGUCGAUUAUGACUCCAAUCCCGUAUCAACCCAUCAUACUGAUCUCGAGUGUGAACUGAUAGGCUUCACGCAACCGGAGCCAGAACCCGCUAAUGACGCUCCCGGGUCAGAACACAAAAGUCACGAGGAUGCAUUUCAUGAAAUCCCGAACCCAUCGGAUCAUCUGGACUCGCUGUCAAACGCAGAGGAAACGUCACUGGAGGAGUCAGUGGGACAGAGCUGCAUUAGUGAUUUUUCUACUGUUUCUAGCAAAGACUCUCCCGAAUUAACAGCGGUCGUGGAUCAGUCGCUCAUCUCAUCCUCGGAAUCGGAGGAGGUGCGCUCGCAUCCUCUUCACGAACAGAGUUUUGAAACGGACCUCAGUGAACCUGAUGGGGUGUCAGAGUCGAAGCCCCCGGUUCUGUGUGCGGAGCCUGACACGGUUGGCAGUCUCGUGCUCGGGUCAGAGGUUCGUGUCACACUGGAUCACAUCAUCGAUGAUGCGCUCGUGGUGUCGUUCCGUUUAGGCGAGAAGAUCUUCUCCGGAGUUCUCAUGGACCUUUCGAAAAGGUUUGGACCUUACGGAAUUCCUAUUACGGUGUUCCCCAAGAGAGAGUACAAGGACAAACCAGAAUCUAUGCAGCUAAAGAAGGAAGCAUUCCAGUCAGAGACAGAUAAAGGUGUCACUCAAGGACCUACUGAUUCCCCAGUUAAGGAUCCAACGGAUACUCCUGAUGCCCCCCUUAAGGACGCUGCCGAAGCUCCUGCUGUGCCCCAGCCCAGUCCCAACCCUCAGCCCAACCCAUGGACCUCAAAACCACCUCCCUUGUUUCAGGAGGGGGCCCCUUAUCCACCUCCGUUGUUCAUCAGGGACACCUACAACCAGUCAUUACCUCAGCCUCUACCCCGCAAAAUCAAGCGGCCCAAGCGUAGGCUGUAUAGAGAGGAGCCCACUUCUAUAAUGAAUGCCAUCAAGCUCCGGCCGAGACAAGUUCUGUGCGAUAAAUGCAAAGGGACUGUGGUGCAAGGGGACAAGCGUGAGACCCGCAGAGGCCCUAUCUCAGACUGCCGUAGUGACGAUGCCAAAAGACGGCGAAAUGACAACACAACGGCUGUUACCGGUAAGCGGCCACGCAAUGAGCCUCGUUCCGAGGACAAGGGCCGUGGUACUGAUGGGCCCAAGCGGCAAGCUUCAGCCAUACGGGUGUCGUCGUCCACCUCCUCUCUGGGCCAUAGUCAGGUCAAAGGUGCAGCUGCUGGUAACAAAGUUGUGAAGGGCGUGUCCAGUACGACGCAAUCCUCGGCCAAUGCCCGCAUGCAGCUCAAUGCCAAAAAAGUGCUUCAGAGCAAAAACGUUGACCACUCCAAAGCACGAGAGGUGCUCAAGAUGGCCAAGGCUCAGAGAGGACAGAGAGAGACACUCACAGGUAGCGGUGGGAAUUCCAAGGCCAUAACCCGGGCCGCUGCUCUCCAGGAAGCCCACCAGAAGGUCCACUUCACCCGAAGACUGCAGCAGAUCAGUGGAGGAGGUUCCAACCCCUUGCCACCCAGGAUGCGUAUCAAGCCCCAAAGGUACCGUAAUGAAGAAAACGAUUCUUCCUCAUGUAAGCCGCCUUGCUUGGAGAAAGUGCUGGGAGGGGGCCAUAUAGUGCUGCCCAAACCAGCAGCGCCCCGCUGCACCUCCACACGCUCCUCCUCCUCCUCCUGCUCUGCAAGCCAAGCACCCAAUGCAGUAGAGUCCCAGAGGUCAGACAUAGCGCUCGAGUCCCUACUGAGCACUGCCCAACCCGAUCCCCAAACGCUCCCAGCCCCGGAAUACAGGGAAACCCACACGGAGCCGGAGGAACAGGAGGGGCGGGAGGAAAAGCGGGAGAUGCACGGGAGCAAGGCUGGCAACCUAGUGGUUUACAUGACCCUUAACCCCAGCCAGCCUGACUCCUCUAGUACCUCCAUGUGCAGCGUCGAUAGUGCAGAUGAUAUAAAGUCGUCAAACUCUGAGUGUAGCUCUAACGAAACAUUCGACCUUCCUCCUCCCGGCGACUUGCGGUCGGCCCCCGCCCCUGGCACAUCCUCCGCUUUUGUCUCUGCCUCUCCCUCUGCUCCCAAGGACGACAAAAAAAGCAGUAAAUCCCACAAAGCUGCUGUCUUUUCCAAAAACGUCUCAAAGUGCGUUGCCCUGGAUGGCAGGACAAUUUGCGUAGGGGACAUCGUUUGGGCCAAAAUCCUUGGCUUCCCUUGGUGGCCUGCCCGCAUCCUAGCCAUCACAGUCAGUCGCAAAGAUAAUGGGCUCUUAGUCAGGCAGGAGGCCAGAGUGUCUUGGUUCGGGUCGCCUACCACUUCCUUCCUGGCAAUUACCCAACUUGCCCCAUUUCUAGAAAACUUCCAGUCUCGCUUUGACAAGAAGAGAAAGGGCCUGUAUCGUAAAGCCAUCACUGAGGCUGCCAAGGCUGCCAAGCAGCUCACCCCAGAGGUUCGCGCCUUGCUAACUCAGUUUGAGACGUGAGGCUAUGUGUCUUGGUAAGGUAGCAAAAACAGGCACCCAAGUGGGCCCCGUAAACCUUCCAAAACCUCUCAAACUUUGCCGUACCAGCUACCAGAGUGAAGCCUGGCAAACAUCAGCCAGAACAAAUUUAUUUUUAUUGAAAAGGCAAGUGAAGGGGAUUGAAUCGAUUAACUGAAAUGAAACGGUUAUCAUGUAGAGUAUCCGAUGUUCGUCCGUAUGUAAUCAGUCUUUUGAGUUUGUCAUAUCUUACAAUUAUUAUACUCAAAACAGAUGACGGAGAGUUCUAGGAAAAUAUUUUAUGGGUUGCCCACAAUAUUAAGGCUAGCUAAAUAGUAUCUAAAUCUAAAAGCUCUUGCGAGAGAAUCUUUUGGAUCUUGAUCUGUGCACAAAUAGCAAAGUUGCACCCUGAGUGGGAUUUUUAUUGAGCUGAAUAGCUUUCUCUUGAAGAAUUAGACGUUUGUGAAAAUGUCUACCUGUAUCAAUUUUUAAUUAUUACCAACUAACCGAUGCUACUUUGAGACGCGAGAAUCUUUUGUCUGAAUCCCUAACCUAGCACAAUGAAUGCUUCAGAGAAAGUGCUAUACACCCUCAAGUGUCGGAUCGUCCCUUCUGCAUUUCCUGUCAUUUGAAUGUGUUUCUAGAAGACUGGUUCGAUCUCCCUAAAAUUACUACAGUCCUGAAAUUCAUUACAACACUAUUUCAGUUUUCAUUUCCUUGUAAUGGAAGUUAGUGCAAUCGUGAAAGCCGGCCCUGUUGGAUACAGAGAUUCUCGCUCCGGUAGAAAAAGAGACUUAAUCGGUGCUGAUCUUUCUUAGACGUUCUGAGACGACUAAUCUAAGUCCAGUGAUCCGUGCAGAUGGCUGUUGAUCUGGGUAUGGCUUUUGGCCAGCCGUGGAUUUGCAGGCAGUUGGGCUGCUGUUAUGGGGGGAGGUGCCUGUAAGCCAAAGUCACCUCAAGUGCCACUGUGGGGAGAGCACAGCGACUCCGUAAAUACCAGCUCGGAGCUGGAGAAACACGCCAGCCUAUCUGUGCGCCCGCCUCCCUUGGCCCUCGCAGCUACAACAUCUGCUCCCUGAGCUCAUUUCUCCCUAAUCUACUUGCCCAGCUUCUUUUUCUUUCCUCCACUUGUUUUGCUCCCUCCUGCUGUCGUCAUAUGUUUGUCUUAGAUUGUUUUUUUACAUCCAUGUCUGAUUUUUGUGCGAAAUGUUCCCAUCGUUCAGCCAACCCACCAGCCACUUUUUGCAUGGAUUUGGGCGUGCGUAUUUUUUUUAUGGAACCAUAAUGUUUAUUCAGUUUAGACAUAUCGCAUCAAGAAGCAAACUGUACGUUUUCAAGCGAAUCAUGUAGCUGCAAUGGAAUACCAAAACCUGUUCCAUUAAAUAACUAAAAGUAAACACUUGACGGCUGUGGUGCCCUGCUGAAAAAGUGUGGCAUUGGCGCAAAGGGCAGGAGUUCUCAUGUGUGAAUAUGUUCGUCAUAAUUAUGGGCUGCUUUAGUUGUUCAGUGAUCCAGUAUUCAUUGUCAUUCGCUGAAAUGUUUCGCUAAGGAUUAUUGUGUUUUCAAUUUAUUAUUGUGCCUGAACUUUAUUCCCUGUCAUUUGAAUACUAUGGCUAUGACUAAGGUUUUCAGUACACAUUUCUAUGUAAAGUGUUGAAAAUGUUUUUCGACUGGUCGUUUGGAAGGAGAGUAGACUCAAUGCUGAGAACAAACAGUUUGAUUUGUGUGGAUGAGCAUUAUCUCUUUUUUCCAUGUCUGUAAUCAUGGUUAUGUCUUUGCAUCCAUUAGCGUCUUCACCUGUCCAGUUAUAUUUAGACAUCUGAGAAGGGACGUACUGUAAGAUAGACUGGUCUUUCCAUGCAUGACAUAGCAGGUAGAGAUCGAUGACGUAAGGAAAGAAACAAAAUGAUGCUUGGUAGGCCACACUGACUGACUGACAGAUGUUUGUCUGAAGAGUAUUUAUUUGGUGGUUGGCUGUGUUUCAUUUCAGCAUCUUAUUUUUUACUUAUUAUUUCUAUCUGUUUGCAGGUCAGAGAAUGCUGUAAAACCAUUGAAAAAAAGUAACAGUUGAAGAUAUUGUGUACAUGUUUUCUGAUGUUUUAAGAGUAUAUAAAUAAACUGUGAACUUCAAGAAUUUGAUCUAGUUGUCGUUAUUUUCGUAUUUUAUCUUCAGCUUGUUUUCAUCACUCCAAAGUUCUCAAAUGCAAUGGGUGCAGCCCACCAUUGAAUUGCAUUUAUAUAAGGUGUAGUCUAAUGCACAACCUUGGGAAAAGCUUUAAAUCCCACGGUCAAAAAAUAUGUAUCUUUCCAAAUAAAAUUACACAGAUUUUUUUUCAUUUUACAAUUAGCAAAGUGCGUAAAAAAGACAUAUUUUCAUACCUGCAAACAGAUGAGAAAUUAUUAGGGAAUCGUAAAUCCAAAAUGUGCCAAAACAAUUUGACUACACAUGGUAAAAUACAAGGCUGCACAGGGUUGUCAUAACUGUUCACAAAGGUUUUAGUUUCUGACAUAGUCAGACAUACACGCAUAACAUUAUACUAGGACUGCACAAUAUAUUAAAAUUCACAAAUGUGCAUAACAUUUUUGUUCUUCCAAGUUAUGUAUAGCCAAGUUUUAGGUUGAUGCAGACAAUGGCACACAAUGUGCCUGUGUUUGCACGAGUGCAGGUGCAUGCUCUGACGUGCAAAAUAUAAUCAACAAUCAGAAGGAAUGUGAAACAUGAUUGUUGGUUAUAUCAUUUUCAGAUUUUAAAUAUUUUAAAACAUACUGUACAUUGUGUAAACCAUAACAUCACAUUAAACUUAAAUCAGUUUAUUAGUUCCAUAGCUUAUUUGGUUACACUUUUCAAAUUAAAACAAAUGCGCAUUCAAGAAAAAGGAAACAAUUCCUGAACAGGUUCAUUAGGUCUUCAUGGUACUACACAUCUUUAAUUGGUGGUAAUAUGCUGAUUUCUCAUCAUUUCCUACUAAACUUGAGACGUGAGCUUAAAGCUACUAGUGGGAAAUCGGUGGUUAAUAUGCCAAACUAUAUUUGAACUGCAUUGCCUUAUUAACUCUUAUUUUUCUUGACAUUUUAUAGCAAUUUCUAUAAAUGUUUAUAAAAAUACAAAUUCUGCUUGAGGUAAAAUAUUCUUGUAUCUUUUC
This is a messenger RNA of Triplophysa rosa, 7338 nucleotides long. RefSeq names its product PWWP domain containing 2A (gene pwwp2a). Gene Ontology annotation, cellular component: nucleus. The transcript is spliced from 2 exons. NCBI's taxonomy places the organism in Eukaryota, Metazoa, Chordata, Actinopteri, Cypriniformes, Nemacheilidae. The record is from RefSeq and is a predicted model, not a curated record. Bases 1169 to 4198 code for a protein of 1009 amino acids. Gene Ontology annotation, molecular function: chromatin binding; histone binding.